GUUUUAUGGGGGCAAUGGUAUCAAACUUGGCAUUUGUAUUCAGAAACAUAUUCUCAAAGAAAGGGAUGAAAGGGAAGUCUGUUGGAGGGAUGAAUUACUAUGCUUGUCUUUCCAUUAUGUCUCUUUUGAUUCUUACACCCUUUGCCAUUGCUGUGGAGGGUCCACAAGUAUGGGCACUUGGUUGGCAGAAUGCAGUCUCCCAAAUUGGUCCUAAUUUUGUAUGGUGGGUUGUGGCCCAGAGUGUGUUCUAUCAUUUGUACAAUCAAGUCUCCUACAUGUCCCUAAAUGAGAUCUCCCCAUUGACAUUUAGCAUUGGUAACACUAUGAAGAGAAUUUCAGUCAUAGUUUCCUCCAUCAUCAUAUUCCAAAAUCCAAUUCAACCAGUGAAUGCCCUUGGUGCGGCCAUUGCAAUUUUUGGAACUUUCCUCUACUCACAGGCAAAGCAGUAAGAGAAGUUUGGCUAGAAAGUUAAGUGGAGAAAGGGGAGAUUCUGACUUGAGUCGUUGGGAAUUAAAAGAUGGGCAGCAGUGGACUAACAUUUUGUAAUAGAAGAUUGACAUUGACUUUUAGAAUAACUAUCUACUAGUAAAUAUAAGAGGCAAAUGAUCAUGAAUGAAUGACUAUGGCUUUUUUAGUGAUGGAAAAGUUGAGAAAAGAAAAUAGUGCUGCCCUUUCCCAGUUGCAAACUUCUACACAAGAUUUUUUAUUAUAUAGCAAUGUUGUAUGAAGUGAUGGUUAUGAUUAAUUUAUUAUUCCUUAUUAUGAUUGUAGAUUUUGUAAUAUA
Molecule: messenger RNA, 784 nt
Organism: Nicotiana tabacum (common tobacco)
Lineage: Eukaryota; Viridiplantae; Streptophyta; Magnoliopsida; Solanales; Solanaceae
Source: RefSeq, a predicted model, not a curated record